AAAGAGCAACUCUAAGAGGAGGAGAUGUUCUACUCCCAUCAGCUUCUAGCGAGGAAAGCUCCUCUCGGCCAAAUCUGGAUGGCGGCGACGAUGCAGUCCAAGAUCAAUCGGAGGAAGCUUAACCAGCUGGACAUUAUCAAAAUCUGUGAAGAGAUCCUGAAUCCCUCCGUCCCGAUGGCCCUUCGGCUCUCUGGAAUCCUCAUGGGCGGUGUGGUGAUCGUCUACGAGCGGAAGGUUAAGCUUCUCUACGACGACGUCACACGUUUUCUGGUGGAGAUUAACGAAGCAUGGAAGGUUAAAGCAGUCAGUGACUCCACCGUACUUCCCAAAGGAAAAACCCAGGCCAAGUUCGAGGCCGUUACGCUUCCGGACAACGUCGAUAUGGAAGUGGAGCAACCCAUGCACUUCCCGGACGCGUCCUUCUCCGCCGCGAGAUUCCAGCACAUGCGAUUGGACGACCUGGAUGAAUUCUACGUCAACAUCGACCUCAGAGACGAAGAAGACGUUUCGCACCGUCACCAAGCUGAGCCGGCCAAUAUCACUCUGUUUGAUGAUUUCGGGUCAGGCGUUGCCCAGACCGAUCUUUAUAACCGCUUCGAGAGGUUUGAUAUAGAAGGAGACGAUGAUACCCAGAUAAAUUUCACUCCUCAGGAGCAACCACAGGUCCCGAGCACUCUGAUGCCCUCGCCCCCGCCACAGGAUGAGCAGCCACCAGCCCCGGGCUCUUGCAUCCACUCACCUCCUGCACGGCAAGAGCCACCACAAGCACAAGGUGGGAUCAUGGACCAUCAGAUGGACGAACGGGAGGAUCAGCAGGCAAAGAGGCCUCAGCCACCAAAAAGGAAGGCACGUAGAAAUAUCACCCAGGUGAUCAUGGACAAUGAGCUACUCAUGAUCCCAGGAAGCAUAUACCAGACAUGGCUUCAGGACUCUUCCAACAUUGUAUCGAAAAGAGGAAGAACCAUUAAGUCCCUUAAUCCUGUUCUCUCUACAAAAAUAAGCAACCUCAUGGACUUGCCACCAGUGGCUCUGAUUUCUGGUCUAGAAAUGUUUCCAGAUGAGAUAUAUUACCCUGCCCCGCUUCUUGAGCAAUGGAGGAAGUGUACUGAGCCAAAGCUUGACAAUACUUCAUCUUCAGGAGGAACGCCGCCACCGGCACGACAGCCACAAACACACUCAACGCCUGUUGCAUUCUAUCCUCAGGAUGUUCCUCAAUUUCCUCCAGAGGAAUUUCGGAGUGUAAUAGGAUCACACCCACUGGAUAUCUCAAUAGAGAAGCUCAGAGCAAACCUAGAGAACAUGGACUUCCAAGGAGUCGAUGAUGCAGCGUCCAGCGACCAUUUUGUCACUCCAGGAAGUCCUGGAGGAGGGAGUUCUAAGUCCAUUCCCAGCUCUGGCUCUGGACACGCUUCCAUUCCAUUUGAACCUGAGAUACUACCUGCAAGAAGGUCUAAAAGAAGGCAGCACUCAUCAUCAAGGACUACUCUGGGGAGCCUUGAUCCGGUUGAAGAGGAGUUCCCACUGCAGCAAGAAGUGAGAGACUCCAAGAAGAGAAGAUUGUCCGGGAAUGGACCUACCCCUGAUUUUGAAUUAUUGGAGGAAACAGGACCCACUCAAACCCCACAUCCCGUGCCCUCCGAUCCCGCUGUUGACAAGAUCACUCAAUCAAUUCGCACGCAACUCAAGUUGCAUUUUGACACGCCUGGCACGGCACAAGCUGAAUCACUCAACCAGCUUGCUUUUGGGAUGAAUCGGAAGAGAGCUGCUCAGCUCUUCUAUCAAACAUGCGUUCUCGCAACCUGCGAUUUUAUCAAGGUCCAACAGGUGGCGGCAUACGGCGACAUUUUAAUAUCAAAGGGACCCAAGAUGUAAGUUCUUCAAAUCAGAGGACGAAUAUGACAUCCUGGAUGGAGACAAGCUCACCUAGCCUUUCUCACGAAGAGAUGCUGUUGUUCUCACGUUUUCCAGGAUUAAUUAGUUCUCUCUUUCUUUUUAGUAGGUAAAGAAUUAGUUCUCUUUCAUAACGCAUGAUGGA
Molecule: messenger RNA, 2035 nt
Organism: Elaeis guineensis (African oil palm)
Lineage: Eukaryota; Viridiplantae; Streptophyta; Magnoliopsida; Arecales; Arecaceae
Product: sister chromatid cohesion 1 protein 1
Biological process (GO): meiotic sister chromatid cohesion, centromeric
Cellular component (GO): cohesin complex
Molecular function (GO): chromatin binding; protein binding
Source: RefSeq, a predicted model, not a curated record